This is a messenger RNA of Saccharomyces mikatae IFO 1815, 1641 nucleotides long. RefSeq names its product Mup3p (gene MUP3). Gene Ontology annotation, cellular component: membrane. Gene Ontology annotation, molecular function: L-amino acid transmembrane transporter activity. Gene Ontology annotation, biological process: amino acid transmembrane transport. NCBI's taxonomy places the organism in Eukaryota, Fungi, Ascomycota, Saccharomycetes, Saccharomycetales, Saccharomycetaceae. The transcript has a single exon. The coding region runs from base 1 to 1641 and encodes 546 amino acids. The record is from RefSeq and is a predicted model, not a curated record.
AUGAAAUCACUACUGUUUAAUAGUGGGAAAGCAAAUCCUUCACAAGAUGUUUUUAUAGAUGUAGAAGUUGGCGAUAUUACCACAAAAUAUGGUUCUAUGAAUACAGGAUCGUUCAGUUCAAUGGAUACAGUGGAAGCUCAGGCGAUAAAAGCACAGACGACAAGGUUCGUGGAAGUACCGCAGGGUAGACAUUUGGGUGUGUUUUCUACGGUUAUUUUGUUUGUUUCGAGAAUAAUGGGAUCUGGUAUCUUUGCAGUACCCAGUGUGAUUUUAAUGAAUACAGGCGGUAAUAAGCUUAUUUAUUUUGCAAUUUGGAUUUUUAGCGCCAUGAUUGCGUUUGCAGGAUUAUAUCUUUUUCUAGAAUUUGGUUCAUGGAUACCGAAGUCAGGAGGACGUAAAAACUUCCUCGAGCGUAGCUUUGAGAAGCCGAAAUUAUUGAUUAGUGUUGUUUUCUCCUGCUAUAGUAUUUUGACAGGCUAUGCGUUGACUGGUUCUAUUGUAUUUGGUAAAUACGUGUUAAGCGCAUUUGGAGUCACAGAUGACUCGUGGUCCAAGUACGUCAGCAUAUCAUUUAUUAUCCUUGCAGUCCUCAUUCACGGUAUCUCUGUAAGACAUGGGGUUCUCAUACAAAAUGCUCUCGGUGGCUUGAAAUUGCUUAUGAUUGUCCUGAUGUGCUUCGCUGGAUUGUACACCCUGUUAUUUUAUAAGAGCACCAAUCAAGUCGCCUGGGAACUACCUGUAACCGAAAUCGAAAAAGACUCUUUUCUAUCUGUGUCUUCAAUUGCUACUGCUUUUAUUAGUGCUUUCUUCUGUUUUUCAGGUUGGGAUACAGUCCAUACAGUUACAUCUGAGAUUAAAAAUCCGGUAAAAACGUUAAAAGUAUCAGGCCCAUUAUCGCUGAUAAUUUGUUUUGUAUGUUACACAAUGAUGAACAUUGCAUACUUAAAAGUUUUGACAUAUGAGGAAAUUGUUAAUGCAGGCCCCCUUGUCGGUUCAGUACUGUUUACCAAACUUUUUGGACCACAAAUUGGUGGCAAAUUCAUUGCUUUUUCCAUCGCCAUUUCGGCAGCUUCUAAUAUUUUGGUUGUUAUUUAUGGUAUAUCAAGGGUCAACCAAGAAAUUUUUAAGGAAGGUUACUUACCAUUCAGUAUACAUAUGUCUAAAAAUUGGCCGUUUAAUGCCCCCUUACCAUCUAUUUCUUUAUGUGGCUUCAUAACUAUCGCUUGGAUAUUGAUUUUACCUAGAGAAGGCGAAUCCUUCAACUACCUAGUAUCAAUGGAUGGUUAUGGCAAUCAGUUCUUCUUACUAUUGGUUGCUAUUGGCCUCUUUAUCUGGAGAUUCAAACAUAAGCACGAAACGCCAGAUAUUCGUGCACCUACUUUUGGUGUUGUAGCCAUUAUAACAUUAUCAUUGUACAUGUUGGUGGCACCGUUCCUGGCCGACGCUAGUCUAAACAGAGUUGGCUUCCUACCGCCCUACCAAAUUAUGUCAUUAAUAGUGAUACUUUCAUGUCUCUUUUUCUGGCUAAUUAAGUUUGUUCUACUACCCAAAAUUUUUCGUUACAAACUGCUACCCAGAAUCACUUAUUUGCACGAUGGACUUGUUGUCACGGAAUGGGUAAAAAAACCAUCUCUGUCUUAA